Aspergillus neoniger CBS 115656 is the source of this 799-nucleotide messenger RNA. Its product is annotated as nagb/rpia/CoA transferase-like protein. Lineage: Eukaryota; Fungi; Ascomycota; Eurotiomycetes; Eurotiales; Aspergillaceae. Gene Ontology annotation, molecular function: identical protein binding; glucosamine-6-phosphate deaminase activity. Gene Ontology annotation, biological process: D-glucosamine catabolic process; N-acetylneuraminate catabolic process; N-acetylglucosamine catabolic process. Bases 100 to 489 code for a protein of 129 amino acids. The record is from RefSeq and is a predicted model, not a curated record. The transcript has a single exon. Gene Ontology annotation, cellular component: cytoplasm.
AGCCUUACAAUCAACGAACGGCACAGCCAUCGCCUCAUCCGCGAUCUAUUCGCUCAUAAGGAUGCCAUAUUCGGUGAAUUGAAACACCAGUCCAGAGUCAUGGGAAUCAGAACAUCCAUCGACCAUCCUCGCGUGGAUAUUCCGCCCCAGAACAUCAAUAUCCUCGACGGCAACGCACCCGAUCUCGCGGCUGAGUAUUCAUCCUUUGAGGCGCGAAUUGCUCGCUAUGGCGGUAUUAAGCUCUUCCUGGGUGGUCUGGGUCCAGACAGGCAUAUCACUUUCAACGAACCAAGCUCCUCUUUGAACAGUCGUACUCGUGUUAAAACCCUGGCAUAUGACACAAUCUUGGCUAACUCGCGGUUCUUUGGCAAUGACUUGGACUUGGUGUUGCGGAGGUCACUUACCGUGGGUAUUCAGACUAUCAUGGAUGCUCGCGAAUUUGUCAUCGUGGCCACCGGUGCUCACAAGGCUCGUCAUCAGCACGGAUGAGAGCAAGUCGGCAAUCGCACAGCAUAAAUUGCCUGCGAUGUUCCGUCGCAAGAUCUUGGAUGAUGGGACACAGCCAUCUGGAAUCACACGGCAUGAAUUGCCUGCAAUAAUCAUCGUCGCCGGACUGUUCCGUCGCUUCGGAUGAUGGCUGGUAACUCAGAGGCUAGACUCACUCGACUUACAAACGUCUCUGACUGAUCUGGUAACCCUACGCUCUUCAUGCGGUCAAGGACGUUGAUUAUGCUACCUUCGAAAGAGAAUAAAUAAAGGAAGAAGCAAGGGAAAAGAAAAGAAAAGAAAAAAAGAUAAG